This is a messenger RNA of Fusarium verticillioides 7600, 213 nucleotides long. RefSeq lists its product as hypothetical. The record is from RefSeq and is a predicted model, not a curated record. The transcript has a single exon. NCBI's taxonomy places the organism in Eukaryota, Fungi, Ascomycota, Sordariomycetes, Hypocreales, Nectriaceae. The coding region runs from base 1 to 213 and encodes 70 amino acids.
AUGGCUGAAUGGCCAGAGGGGGAGGCGUUACAUUGUACGGGGAGUCGGCCACUCAACCCGCCACUAUUCACCAAUCCCAGAGCCCUGAGGGAUCGAGAUUCUAGACCCUCUGUCGAAUUCCCAUCCCGCUCAUGGCGAUUUUACCACCAGCUUUCGAUUCACAAUUACCGACACCACGUAUUGUGGCUAUCGUAUGUUUUCAAUGCCACUUGA